UGGCAUUUGAGUCCUCCGGUAUCCCAGCAGGCAGUGCAGCUUAGAGACGCUGACAAAGGACCGGAGGAGCAGUCGCAGCUGCGUUCCGCGGAGUCGGUGUUGCCGAGAAUGCCAAAAUGCUUUGGAGUUUUUAACUGACUUUUAAGGAAAGUCCAAAAUAGAGUUGAGACGGUAUAAACAAGCUGCAGCAAGGGGGAUUCAGUGCCAAUGCAUCAACAAAAAAGACAGUCAGAGUUAGUGGAAGGAAAUCUUCCUGUUUUUGUGUUUCCCACGGAGCUAAUAUUUUAUGCAGAUGACCAGUCAACACAUAAGCAAGUGUUGACUCUGUAUAAUCCCUAUGAGUUUGCCUUAAAGUUCAAAGUUUUGUGUACUACUCCAAAUAAGUAUGUUGUCGUAGAUGCUGCAGGUGCAGUAAAGCCUCAAUGUUGUAUGGAUAUUGUGAUUCGUCAUAAAGAUGUUCGAUCCUGUCACUAUGGUGUAAUAGACAAGUUCCGUCUCCAAGUUUCUGAGCAAAGCCAGAGGAAGUCAUUAGGAAGAAAAGAAGUUGUAGCUACUCUUCUACCAUCUGCAAAAGAACAACAAAAAGAAGAAGAGGAAAAACGAAUCAAGGAACAUUUAACCGAAAGUUUAUUUUUUGAGCAGUCAUUUCAACCAGAAAACAAAACUGUCUCCUCAGGACCUAGCUUACUAACUGUCUUCUUGGGAGUGGUAUGCAUUGCAGCUCUAAUGCUUCCUACGCUGGGGGAUGUGGAAUCGUUGGUGCCUCUCUACCUCCACUUAAGUGUGAAUCAAAAAUUAGUGGCUGCUUAUAUUCUAGGUCUUAUCACAAUGGCCAUACUUAGAACAUGAGCUAGGAGUUCAAUUGACUUCUGAAGUAAAUUUAUCCUGAAAAUAUGAAUGUGGACUGCCUUUUAUCUCUAUUCCACUCCAUUAACAUGCUACAAACUAUCGAGUGAUUUACAAUAAUUGUAAAUGCAUAAUAUAUAUUUUAAAUUGCUCUGUAAUUUUUGUUCAGAGGACUCCUGCACAUGGCUUUGCAGAGGGCAAGGAUGCUUCUGAGUGAUGCCUAGGGAACUCUUUGAAGAUAUUCUUUUUCUAGCUAAACCUGUUGUGCAAAAUACUUAAAAAGAUUUAUUUUCUCAUCUUUUUUUCUAACUCACUUGAAUCAUUAAGGUCAUAUGUUCUUUACAGUUAAAGGUCUAAAAGAACAAACUGACCAGCCUAAAAAUCAACUUACUUUUCCUACUACAAUCAUUGUUAUUAUGUAGAUUAUAUCAGCUCCUCAAUGGACGGUUGCCAUGGUAUUUCUAAAAUAGAUUGCCCAGUCCAUGAGUUUCACAUAAAAUGGUGAAGAGUCAAGUUUAUCCUAGAAUCUGACAGAAGAGAGGCCUUUCUCAAUUCAUCCCAUGAAUAACAAAAUGGAUCUGGACACCCAAGGCAUGUAUCUUAGGUUUGGUUUUGUCUAACAAACUAAUAGAAUCCGGGUGACUUAUUUGGUAUAAGAAUUCAAAAGGAGGGGCUGGAGCAAUAGCACAGCAUGUAGGGCGUUUGCCUUGCACGCGGCCGACCCGGGUUUGAUUCCCAGCAUCCCAUAUGGUCCCCUGAGCACUGCCAGGGGUAAUUCCUGAGUGUAGAGCCAGGAGUAACCCCUGUGCAUCGCCAGGUGUGACCCAAAAAGCAAAAAAAAAAAGAAUUAAAAAGGAGGGGCCAGAGCGAUAGUAUAACAAGUAGGGUGUUUGCAUUGCAUACAGCCUACACAGGUUCAAUCCCUUGUACCCCAAAGGGUACCUCCAGGAGUGAUUAGUGAUGAGUGGUGAGACCCUCAAGGAGUGAUCCCUGUGUGCAGAACCAGGAGUGAGUCCUGAGCACAGCUGGGCGUGGGCCCAAAACCCAAAAAGAAAAAAAAAUUCAAAAGGAAAUAAAGGAUUUGUUAUUUGCUUAUUUGCUUCAUUCUGGUUUUACCUCUAGAUAGCAUCUUAUGCUAAUAGAAGGGGUAAAAUCACUCAUUUUCCUAAGCCCCUGGCCUGACUGAGUGACUAGGCACAAAAGGAUUGCCAGGUGUCAGGUGGCAUAGGUGGAGCUGAUAACUCUCAGCCAAGUAUAGAAAAUUCUUAAUAUCUGUGUAUUUUAUAUCAGCCACUGAAACAUUUUUUAAGUUUGUAUUAUUAAAACAAUUUUACCAAAAAACCCAAAGCACAACUAUUUACAUUUCUUUAUAGCCUCUUCUGAUAUCUAACAUAUGUGUGUGUAUAUAUAUGUAUAUAUAUAUGCAGUUUUAACUGUUAUUGUCAUAGUAACCGAUCUUUGACUUAAGAUUUUUAUCUGAGAGCACAAUGCAUUCAGAAACUCUUGCAAAUCAUCUUCCAGACCUUUUUACAGAAGGACCUUCUGCACUGCUACUGUAGUAGUCUCAAGGAAUAUACAAAAGCAAAAUGUAUGCCUGAGAUAUUUUGGGCGGGGAAUGGUAUUUUGCUUCUAAACUCAAGGCUUUUAUGUAUACCCUUUCUUAGAAAGUCCUCAUUGUUUAACCUUUUGGGGGAGCACAGACCAUUAAAUGGAUCAUGUCUGUACAUUGUGUAAUAACCGAAAAGCAUAUAAAUGUAAUUUAUUUUGAACUUUGUAAAAAAACAUGCUUGGAAGUGAUCCCUGUC
Sorex araneus (European shrew) is the source of this 2651-nucleotide messenger RNA. RefSeq names its product motile sperm domain containing 1 (gene MOSPD1). Gene Ontology annotation, cellular component: cytoplasm. Lineage: Eukaryota; Metazoa; Chordata; Mammalia; Eulipotyphla; Soricidae. The transcript is spliced from 6 exons. The record is from RefSeq and is a predicted model, not a curated record. The coding region runs from base 208 to 849 and encodes 213 amino acids.